Bursaphelenchus okinawaensis is the source of this 382-nucleotide messenger RNA. The record is from the annotation of a GenBank genome assembly. Lineage: Eukaryota; Metazoa; Nematoda; Chromadorea; Rhabditida; Aphelenchoididae.
AUGAUGGCCAUCAAGCUGUUGUUCCAACAACGGGAAGAGACCAAGGAUCUAAUGGCUUCAGUUUAUGUUGACAAUUUCGUGUUGACCUACGACUCAGCUGAAGAAGCCCUAAAAGAGACGGAAAGAAUCCGAAGCAUUCUGGCAGAGGCAAAAUUCACUCUGACUCAGUUCUGCUCAAAUGAUCCACACGUCCAAGCUCAGCUGUCAGCCGAUCCAUCUCCAACGAUCACACAAGUCUUAGGAACUAGCUGGGACGUUGGGAAAGACGAGUUGAAGUACGAGAUCACCACGAAGACACAUCCUAAGCUGACCAAAAGAUUGGUGGCUUCCCGACUCGCCUCGGUGUUCGAUCCGUUAGGCGUUCUGGUCCCACUCACAUUAA